Molecule: messenger RNA, 3213 nt
Organism: Menidia menidia (Atlantic silverside)
Lineage: Eukaryota; Metazoa; Chordata; Actinopteri; Atheriniformes; Atherinopsidae
Source: the annotation of a GenBank genome assembly
AAAAACCUCCAUGUUUCACAAGCAUUUUUUCCCCCUUUGGAGCGUUCACUAAUCUACCAGUAGGUGGCGGUGAUGCUCCACCUGACUGUCGCCGAACAUGAAACCGAAGAAGCAGCAGCGGCGGCGGCAGUAACAGAUAAACCCAACCGCUCUCUGCACCGAGACGCAUCCAGGCCGGGUAUUUCAGCUAAACAAGCGGCUUUACACCUAAUAAUGAUCUCACUGACACCCUUCUCCUUCUCAGUAGCCACUCCGGAGCUGCAAUGAAGGCAGGGGCCUCGUCCAUGUGGGCUUCAUGCUGUGGUCUGCUGAAUGAAGUUAUGGGUACGGGGGCCGUCAGAGGCCAUCAGCCAGGUUUUGGUGCCGGAGCCGGACCCUUCAGAUUUGCCCCCAGCGCGGGGUACUCCACGUACCCGCCCACCAGCUCAGGGAGCCCCAGCCUUGUGUGCAAGGCCUGUGGCCAGGCCUUCUCAGUUUUCAGGAGGAAGCACGUUUGCUCCGACUGCAAGAAGAACUUCUGCUCCCUGUGCUCGGUGCUCCAGGAGAACCUGCGCACCUGUGCCACCUGCCAUCUGCUGAAGGCCACGGCGUUCCAGCGGCCGCGGCUGAUGCGCCUGCGGGUGAAGGACCUGCGCCAGUACCUGCUGCUGCGCAACAUCCCCACCGACACCUGCAGGGAGAAGGAGGACCUGGUGGACCUGGUGCUCUGCCACCGAGGCAUCGAGGAAGAGGAGGAGGAGGAGGAGGAGGACCCGGAGGUGGCCAGCCUGCACUCGCGCUCCCUGUACACGCCCUCCACCACGCAGUCGGCCUCAGAGCUGUCCGCUCUGGCCGCCUCGCAGGAGGAGCCGCUCAGCCGCAGCGACAGCUCCGAUACCAACCAGGAUAUCGGUGACACCACAUCGGUGUCUCUGCUAAACCUGGACCCCAGUGACCGCACUCCCGAGGUGAGUCCUCACACACGCCGGCGUGCCAGAGCGUCCCUCUCUGACAUCUCCAGUGUGAGGGACAUCGAGGGCCUGUCCGUCAGACAGCUUAAGGAGAUCCUGGCCCGGAACUUUGUCAACUAUUCCGGCUGCUGUGAGAAGUGGGAGCUGGUGGAGCGCGUGAGCAGACUGUACCGAGAGACGGAGGAGAACAGGAAGUCAUGUGGGUAUCAGCUCCACCACUCUGAGAAAAGACUUAGUGCCGCUCUUCCUCUUGAGCACACAGCCCGCUGCGUUCGGAGAGGGACGGCCCGGGCCGCUCUCACUGUGGAUGGAAGCAAAUAUCGCUUCAUUUCAUCCAAGAACACCAGCUCAGGCAUUUUAUGUCACCUCACCGUGUUGAAUCCAUCCCCAAGCAGCAUGCUUCUGGUGCUUUAUAACAAAGAAAGACAAGCUGCGGUUGCCGUGGUAACGCUCUCAUGCAGAGCCAAAGCAGACACUGACAUUUUGCAGGCUAUUGUGAGCAUGACCUUACCCGAUGGGGACACCUGCCCGCUGGCCAUUCACGACGACAACCUGUGCAGGAUCUGCAUGGACGCGGUCAUCGACUGCGUCCUCCUGGAGUGCGGCCACAUGGUCACCUGCACCAAGUGUGGCAAGAGGAUGAGCGAGUGCCCAAUCUGCAGGCAGUACGUUGUGAGGGCCGUGCACGUCUUCAAAUCCUAACGCCCCCCUCCCACACACACACACACACACACACACAACGCCCCACAGACGCUACCUUAACUCAGCAAUGCAGCUCAGAAACUUCACAUCCCCAAAAGACUUUUGCGGGGGUGUGCGUUUCCUCUAUUCUCUCGUUAUUUGCACACAGAAAUACAGGAGUUUGAUUUUUGUUUUGUUUUUUUGUUGGUUUUUUUCCUGACAACGAUUUUCUGGUUGGGUUGGCUGGCAGACUGGGACCGUGCAGUCCUGUGAGUCACUCACUUCUAGACAUAUCUCUUCUUAUUUGGCUUCUUUCUGAAGUCAGUUUAGUUUCUGUUACAGUUUAAAGAAUGUGUGACCUAGCUCGUGCGUCCUGUUAAACACACCUCUGCUCUGCUGGGCGUCUUAAGAGCACCUCUCACACAACAUCUGCAAGUGGCUGCAUACCAAGUUACAAUGGGGGGGGCGACGGCACCUCAUCAGGAGAGGGGAGGUUAGAAAAGUAGGUGCCAAAUAACGGGGCCAUGCCCCGAUGCCUCUCAUCUUUGUUCUCCAUCAAACCCGCCGGGGACAGUGAUGAUCUAUCAGCAUGUCAGACCUGAAAGCACUUUGUUCACUCUCUGCGAUAAUGCGUCCCCACUCACGACCCGCGGCCCACAGGGACGGGCUGUAACGGAUGAAGGGCUGUGGGUCAGUCCCUGAACGCCUCACCGAGUGGAGCCAAGCUCUGAAAAGCUCAUCAGAAAAAGUUCUAGCUUCUGUUUGAAGCCAGCACGGUGUGACUGAGCCCGCUCCAUCUCCAGAUGUUGAUUUUCUUACAGAGCCGGUGCAUCGUUUGUUGUUUUUUUGUGGCGUAAUAAACGCUCAUUUUAACGCAUGAAGCGUGUCACACCACGUCUGUCACAGCAAUAUCAAAGCUCCGCUAUCACCUCUGUCGCCUCUCAGCACUCACACGGAGACGCGAGACUAAACUGGUGCUAACUCCUCCAGCCAUCCCCUUUUCCAGCUGACUCAUGGACUUUGAAACUAGAUGUUAGUUUGGUGGUUUACUGUUGGAAGUGGAAAGAAAUGUCUUAAAGCUCUUUAGCUGAUCAUGAAGGAGUUGCUAUAGAACUAAUUAUUCAAAAAUGUAACUAAGAGUUUACCGACACCUGUGGUUUAGAAAGUAUAUACAGGAAGUGGCUUGCUAAUGUACAUUUGCGUAUAUUUAUCAGAUGCACAUAUCUAUAUUUUUUUCAAUUUGAUUUGGUCUGAUACUAUAUUUCUAAACUGUCUCUGAGAUCAAGUUUAUUUGAUUUUUUUUUAGAUUUGUAUUUUCUUUUCCUGUGGAGAUGUUUAACCUGCAUUCAUUUGCCUGGAGAGCAUGAUGUGAAGGUUCAUGGCACUGGUUACAUUUCUCCCUUCAGCUCACUCAGAUGCAGGUCCACCCUACAAACGAGCAGGCGGUGUCCUCCACCGUCAGCCUGCUGCGGAGCAGGUGGCACUUUUUCUGCUCGCAAGGGUGUAAUCGUAUGCAGGGUUUGGUGUUUGUAUUUGGGAAUGUGGAACUUUUUAUUUUGGUAAUUAAAGAUUGUAAUUCAAA